Aethalodelphis obliquidens (Pacific white-sided dolphin) is the source of this 1594-nucleotide messenger RNA. Its product is annotated as trace amine-associated receptor 1. Gene Ontology annotation, biological process: G protein-coupled receptor signaling pathway. The transcript has a single exon. Gene Ontology annotation, molecular function: trace-amine receptor activity. The record is from RefSeq and is a predicted model, not a curated record. Gene Ontology annotation, cellular component: membrane. The coding region runs from base 147 to 1166 and encodes 339 amino acids. Lineage: Eukaryota; Metazoa; Chordata; Mammalia; Artiodactyla; Delphinidae.
UGAUGAUUUCCUUUCUUUUAUCCUCCCAGGUUUCUGGGAUACAUAUAUGGAAAUAAAAGAAGGAACUCUAACCUGAUCAUGGAUUUCGAAGAAAGACUUCUCAACGCACAAAGGAAAAGAUAAUAACUAGUGCAGAGCCCUCAGGAAUGAUGUCCUUUUGCCACAAUAUAAUUAAUAUCUCCUGUGUGAAAAGCAGCUGGUCAAAUGACGUCCGUGCUUCCCUGUACAGUUUAAUGGUGCUCAUAAUUCUAACCACAGUGGUUGGCAAUCUAAUAGUUAUUAUUUCUAUAUCACACUUCAAGCAACUUCAUACCCCAACUAAUUGGCUCAUUCAUUCCAUGGCCACUGUGGACUUUCUGCUGGGGUGUCUGGUCAUGCCUUAUAGUAUGGUGAGAUCUGUUGAGCGCUGCUGGUAUUUUGGAGAAGUCUUCUGUAAAAUUCACACCAGCACUGAUAUUAUGCUGAGCUCAGCAUCAAUUUUUCAUUUGUCCUUCAUUUCCAUUGACCGCUACUAUGCUGUGUGUGACCCAUUGAGAUACAAAACUAAGAUCAACAUCUUGGUUAUUUUUGCGAUGAUCUUCAUUAGUUGGAGUAUUCCUGCUCUUUUUGCAUUUGGAAUGAUCUUUCUGGAGCUAAACUUCAAAGGAGCUGAAGAGAUGUAUUACAAACACAUUCACUGCAUAGGGAGUUGCUCUGUCUUCUUCAGCAAAACAUCUGGGGUUCUGGCCUUUCUGACUUCUUUCUAUAUACCCGGCUCUAUUAUGAUAUGCAUCUAUUGUAGAAUCUAUUUCAUAGCGAAAGGGCAGGCAAGAUCAAUUCAUGAUGCAAAUCAGAAAUUUCGAAUUGGGUUGGAAGAGAAAAAUGGAAUUUCACGAAGCAAAGAAAGGAAAGCUACGAAGACUUUAGGGACUGUGAUGGGAGUUUUCUUCACAUGCUGGUGUCCUUUCUUUGUCUGCACAGUCAUGGAUCCUUUCCUGGACUAUACUAUUCCACCCAUCCUGAACGAUGCAUUGAUUUGGUUUGGCUACUUGAAUUCCACUUUAAAUCCAAUGGUUUAUGCAUUUUUCUAUCCCUGGUUCAGAAGAGCACUGAAGAUGAUUCUAUUUGGUAAAAUUUUCCAAAAAGAUUCAUCUAGAUGUAAAUUAUUUUUAGAAUUAAAUCCAUAGAAUUAUUAGACUUUACUGUUUGGCCAACAGUUGGUGAUCAUAUUUAUGAACACAACAUAAUAGCAACCACAUGCACCAGCUACAGGGGCUUUUAUCAAGUAUUAGGGGCAAAGAUUGUGUAGUUAGAUAUGAUGCUUAUAUCUUGCUUCCUAUUUGCCAUUCUUAUUAUACAUAUUGAAGCUUUACAAGCCCAGAAUUUAGGGACUUGUAUUUUAAAGAACUUCUCCUGCCCUUACAUGAACUGCCAUGAAAUUGACAGUGGUACCUUACUCAGUUGUUCAGUGGUGGAAACUAAGAGACUACAUUUGGGGAUGCAAAUUAGAAGAGAUUUGUCAUUCCUUUGCUUGAAUAUAUAUGCCUUUUUGUAAAAUCAACUGAAAGUAUACAUUAAAUGUUACUAUUAAGUAAUUGUUUACACAUAAUUUGCU